GGCCCUCUUCACCCAAUGGACAUUCUCUUCUCUCUACAGGCCAGAAACAUCGAACUCUUCCUGCCGGGCAUGAUGAAGAUCCUGCAAGCUGGCAGCGAAGAUGCCCAGAUGAAGAUCCUGCUGGCCUUGCAAAACGUUCUGCGUCAGCUGAAGAAGAGCAAGGCCAGCUUCAUCGCUGUGCAGCUUGUGGGGAGGCUCCUGCCCCUCUUUGACUCGGAGUGCAGCGAGCUGCGAGAGCUGUCCAUCCGCAUGCUCACGGAGCUGCUGCAGUUGGUGGUCGGCAGGGAUGAGAAGAGGAUGAGGAAGGAGGUGUGGCGGGCACUGGUGCCUCUCCUCUUCCGCAUGAGCGACCAGGUCCCCAGCGUGGCCAAGGCCUCCAGGGAAGCCCUUCUUGCUGCCGCAGAGCUGCUGAAGUGGAAGACGCUCAAGCACCUGCUGCAGAGAGAGCGGCUGUGGGAGCUUGGAGCGUGCUUGGUAAGGACAAACUGA
Molecule: messenger RNA, 489 nt
Organism: Pseudopipra pipra
Lineage: Eukaryota; Metazoa; Chordata; Aves; Passeriformes; Pipridae
Product: maestro heat-like repeat family member 5
Exons: 3
Coding region: 16-489 (157 amino acids)
Cellular component (GO): cytoplasm
Source: RefSeq, a predicted model, not a curated record